AUGGCAGUGAGUCUCGGGAAUGGAAUGGAUUUGGACAGAGACCGAGAAGUUGCUCAAUCUAAUAGAAAAAUAGUGCCACUUACUCCAGUGACAUUCGAUAUUGAUGAGUCGACGGAGCUUACAAAGGUUGUAAUUAAACAAGCACAAGUUGACAAAGGCAAAGAGAAAGAAAUUGAUCAGUUCCCAGAACAGGUAUUAGAAAAGACUUCUAAUCGGAAAAAGAUACAAAGCAGUGUGCAGAAGCAACCUCCAGUACCAUUCCCGCAAAGGUUGGCAAAGCAAAAAAAAUAUGAUCAAUACAGGAAAUUCAUGGAAAUGCUAAGGCAAAUUCAAUUGGAUAUCCCUCUAAUAGAUGCUUUGAGGGAAAUGGCAGGCUACGCUAAGAUGAUGAAGGAUUUUAUGUCUCAAAAGUUUGACUUCCAGGACCUGUCUACUAUGGAUUCGACUCAAACUUGUAGUGAUGUAGUGACAAGGCCUAUGGCUCAAAAGUUAUCUGAUCCCGGUAGUUUCACUAUCCCAUGCACAAUUAGAAGUUAUGCUUUUGCCAAAGCAUUGUGUGACUUGGGGGCCAGUAUUAACUUGAUGCCUUUGGCAAUCUAUACAAAAUUAGGCAUUGGUAGAGCUAGACCAACCUAA
Molecule: messenger RNA, 636 nt
Organism: Nicotiana attenuata
Lineage: Eukaryota; Viridiplantae; Streptophyta; Magnoliopsida; Solanales; Solanaceae
Exons: 1
Coding region: 1-636 (211 amino acids)
Source: RefSeq, a predicted model, not a curated record